Molecule: messenger RNA, 847 nt
Organism: Hippoglossus stenolepis (Pacific halibut)
Lineage: Eukaryota; Metazoa; Chordata; Actinopteri; Pleuronectiformes; Pleuronectidae
Gene: tsr2
Product: TSR2 ribosome maturation factor
Exons: 5
Coding region: 49-570 (173 amino acids)
Biological process (GO): maturation of SSU-rRNA from tricistronic rRNA transcript (SSU-rRNA, 5.8S rRNA, LSU-rRNA)
Cellular component (GO): nucleus
Source: RefSeq, a predicted model, not a curated record
UCCUGUGUCUCUCUCUUCACUCGACUCAUCGUGUCUGAUGAAUCCAAUAUGGCGGCCGCCGCAGCUUCACGUGAACUCUUCACUGAGGGAGUAAGAGCGGCUCUUCACACGUGGCCCGUUCUCCAGAUCGCGGUGGAUAACGGGUUCGGGGGCGUGUACGCGCAGCAGAAAGCUGAUUGGAUGGUGGAUGUUGUUCAGCAGUAUUUCCAUGACAACGCUGACCUGCAGCAGUGUGAGGUUGAGGACUUCAUUGCUGAACUGAUGAAUCAGGAGUUUGACACAGUGGUGGAUGAUGGGAGUUUACCUCAGGUGUCCAUCAGUCUGCUGCAGAUGUUCAGUCAGUGGCAGCAGGGGGCGCUACAGCAGCUCCAACACACCAUCAGCACUCUGACACAGAAGAAGAGUCAGAGGGCAAAGGUCACAGCUCCGCCCACACAGUCUGACGAAGAGAGCGAUGCUGAGACACAGGCGAUGGACUGUGACUCGUCCACAACACACAACCCUCCACCCCCCCCUCCUCCUCCUCCUCAGGAAGAAGAAGACGGCUGGACGGUCGUCAGAAAGAAGUGAAGAGGAGGAUGAAGAGCAGAAUGAACUGUUGACCUUUGACCACCAGGAAGACGUGUCAAACAGACUCCUCCUCCUUCAGCGCCGGACCAUGAUGGCGUCUCUCCAGCGUCUGCUGCCGUGUCCGAGCGUCUUCGAGUCCUGGUUCAGUUCUGGAUUAAAUGAGGUCGUGUCCACCUGAGAAAAGACUCACACACGAACUGAAGAAACUUUUACUCGUGUUUCCUGUGGUUCUCAGUUAGGAGAACGUCUGUUUCAUAAUAAAAUUAUUAUUAUUGUU